UCUUGAUAAACAUUGCACCAAAGCGACUAACUAUACAAGUCAUAUCAUCAAAGUGGUCGGUCACAUGGAGCAAGAAACGGCUGCGUCAAAGUGGGAGGGAAAACAAGCCGUCCAAGUCAACAGGGUCACGGUGGAGCAAGCCUGGUCAGUCGUUUCAGACUUCUGCAAUGUUCACGAGUGGUUCCCAACUGUUGACACGUGUCACAGAGUGGAAGGAACCGAUGGUCAGACGGGUCUGGUCCGAUAUUGCGCCUCCAACAAAAUCAUAGACGAGGAAACCAAAUGGGUUAAAGAGCGUUUGGUCGAGAUCGAUCCAGUCGGGCGGUGUUUGAGCUACGAGGUCCUUGAGAAUAACGUGGGGUUCAGAUCUUACGUGGCGACGGUCAAAGUGUUGCCAGUGGACGGUGGAGAUGAAUCGGAUGGAAAAAUCUGUCGAAUCGAGUGGUCGUUUGUGUCCGAUCCUGUUGAUGGUUGGACGAAGGAAAACCUUGAAUCCUACGUGGGUUUUUGUCUUCAACAUAUGGCGGAUACAUUUGAUUUUCAUGAUAAAAAUAUGUCAAAAUCUCAUUGUUUUUUACAGUGUGAAAUCUAGUUGGUGUUUUCGUGUUAAAAAGGUGAA
This is a messenger RNA of Brassica oleracea var. oleracea, 619 nucleotides long. RefSeq names its product lachrymatory-factor synthase-like. The record is from RefSeq and is a predicted model, not a curated record. The coding region runs from base 65 to 592 and encodes 175 amino acids. Lineage: Eukaryota; Viridiplantae; Streptophyta; Magnoliopsida; Brassicales; Brassicaceae. The transcript has a single exon.